This is a messenger RNA of Balaenoptera ricei (Rice's whale), 924 nucleotides long. It is a transcript of the gene TM4SF5, whose product is annotated as transmembrane 4 L six family member 5. The transcript has 4 exons. Gene Ontology annotation, cellular component: membrane. Lineage: Eukaryota; Metazoa; Chordata; Mammalia; Artiodactyla; Balaenopteridae. Bases 50 to 661 code for a protein of 203 amino acids. The record is from RefSeq and is a predicted model, not a curated record.
ACCUCGGGCUCACUUUCACUUGCUGCCUGUCCUUGCCAAGAGCCUCACCAUGUGCACAGGAAAGUGUGCCCGCUUCGUGGGGCUCUCCCUCAUCCUCCUCUCCCUGGUCUGCAUUGUGGCCAACGCCCUCCUGCUAGUGCCCAACGGUCAGACCACCUGGACCAAGGACCACCUCAGCUUGCAAGUCUGGCUCAUGGCUGGCUUCAUCGGCGGGGGCCUGAUGGUACUGUGUCCAGGAAUUUCCGCUGUCCGGGCAGGGGGCAAAGGCUGUUGUGGUGCAGGCUGCUGUGGGAAUCGCUGCAGGAUGCUGCGAUCGGUCUUCUGCUCGGCGUUCGGGAUGCUUGGUGCCAUCUACUGCCUCUCGGUAUCAGGAGCCGGGCUCCGAAUUGGACCACAGUGCUUAAAGGACGGCUCCUGGGCAUACCACUUCCAACAAACCGCGGCGCCCCUCACUGAGGCUCCACGGAUCUGGUCCGUCGCUCCUGGACACCCGCCUGGCCCGCCCCCGCCCUGGAAUAAAGUAUUUAGAGCUCUCUUCCGCGUCUCAGAUUGUGCCCUAUACAAGGAGUGUCCGAAGGUCUCCAGAUACACCGUGGCUUGGGGCUCUUGUGUUUGGGACCCUUGCACCCGGCUUGUUAUUUCCUUAAUAAAUAGUUAUUGAGGGGCUUCCCUGGUGGCGCAGUGGUUGAGAAUCUGCCUGCCAAUGCAGGGGACACGGGUUCGAGCCCUGGUCUGGGAAGAUCCCACAUGCCGCGGAGCGACUACGCCCGUGAGCCACAAUCGCUGAGCCUGUGCGUCUGGAGCCUGUGCUCCGCAACAAGAGAGGCCGCGAUAGUGAGAGGCCCGCGCACCGCGAUGAAGAGUGGCCCCCGCUUGCCGCAACUAGAGAAAAGCCCUCGCACAGAAACGAAGACCCACCCAACA